Molecule: messenger RNA, 833 nt
Organism: Wasmannia auropunctata (little fire ant)
Lineage: Eukaryota; Metazoa; Arthropoda; Insecta; Hymenoptera; Formicidae
Product: thioredoxin, mitochondrial
Exons: 4
Coding region: 180-602 (140 amino acids)
Cellular component (GO): cytoplasm
Molecular function (GO): oxidoreductase activity, acting on a sulfur group of donors, disulfide as acceptor; protein-disulfide reductase activity
Source: RefSeq, a predicted model, not a curated record
GUGUCGCAAACUGUUGCAACUCGUAUGUAAAAUAAGAUUUAGACAGUAGGAGAGUGACAGAAGAGCCACGGACGAGUCCGCGAAUUUACGCAGCGACACGUGAAUUGUAUCGGGUGCGCGUGAAGUUUGACGCGAUUGCACGCCGUUUUUCGCCAAGCGAACAACUUAAAACCUGAAAGAUGCAGCGCCUGGGAGUUCAAACUAUCCGCACCGGCAGGACCCUCUUGCAGGGCAGCAGGCUGUACACCACCGCACCCGCGCAGGAGCAGGUGGUAUCUCCCGCCUUCAAGGUGCAGGAUCACAAAGAUUUUCACGAACGCGUGAUGAACUCCAAGGUGCCCGUCAUCGUGGACUUCUUUGCCACAUGGUGCAACCCUUGUCGCAUGCUGACUCCGAGGAUAGAAACGGUUGUCGCCGAAAAGCAGGGGAAGAUACUCUUAGCCAAAGUUGACAUUGACGAGAACACGGACCUCGCCCUUGAUUAUCACGUCGGGUCUGUGCCCGUGCUCAUUGCUAUGAAAGAUGGGAAGGUUCUAGAAAGAAUAGUCGGCCUCCAAGACACCGACAAGCUCAGGCAGUUCGUCAACAAGUAUACGGAGUAGCGUAGUUAAAAAUUAUUCUGUAAAUUACCUUUUAACGUGUCACUGUUUCUCGUUAAUCCUUGUAUAGAGAAUUUUUACAUAACGCUUCGGAAUCUGCAAUCUGCGUUUGUAGUAAAUUCUUAUAUAUUGAGUAAAUGUAUCCCGAUAAUUAUGUACAUGUAAUAUUGCGCAAAAUAAGAUUAGAUUUCUCUCAAUAAAUGCAGAUUUAAUAAAAGGUUCUUAUCAAUGAAA